This is a messenger RNA of Auxenochlorella protothecoides, 435 nucleotides long. RefSeq lists its product as hypothetical. Bases 1 to 435 code for a protein of 144 amino acids. NCBI's taxonomy places the organism in Eukaryota, Viridiplantae, Chlorophyta, Trebouxiophyceae, Chlorellales, Chlorellaceae. The transcript is spliced from 5 exons. The record is from RefSeq and is a predicted model, not a curated record.
AUGCCGGGAAGUGGUCGUGUGUACGUGAUCGGAGUGGACAGCACCAAGGUUCAUAUCGCCGCGGUGAUCCCUGACCCGGCCACGGAGAAGACCACGGAAGUGGGUGUGGCAGGCUCUCUGGGCAGCGGCUACACCGAGCCCGAGUCGGGGGCAGACAAGCUGAAGCGCAGGGUGAAGGAGGUCGAGGACAACUUCACCACCCUCUACGCCCCGGUCCUCAAGGAGACUGGCAUUCACUACGAAGUUGCUGUCCUGCUCACGCCAUCCAAGACCAAGGCAAUCGGGGAGGUGCUCGUCAGCUAUGCCGAGAAGGUCCAUGCCAGCGCCAUCGUGAUGGGCAAGUCGGACCGCAGCGCCCUCCAGGAGCUCUUCAUCGGGUCUGUCGCCAAGGUCAUCCUGAAGAGUGCCACCGUGCCCGUCAUCAUCAUCAACUGA